AUGGCAGUGCCAUCAUAUAGGAGCUAUCUUAUUAAAGGUAUUAAAUUUAACAUCAAGGCACAAGAUGAUGUGCGGACAACUCAAAAUAGUGGAGUUUAUUUACUUGCACAUACCAUGCAAGUUGCUAGUGCCAAGGAUAAAAACCCAAUUCUCUCAAAUAUGGGUUUCUAUGGUGUCAUUCAAGAAAUUUGGGACCUUGACUACCAAAAGUUUACAAUCCCAGUCUUUAGGUGUGAUUGGAUAGAUAGUACUUCUGGUCUUGUAGUGGACGAACUUGGAUUUACCCUUGUAGAUUUGAGUAAAAUUGGACAUAGGAAUGACCAAUUUGUUUUGGCUUCUCAAGUCAAACAAGUAUUUUUUGUUGACGGCCCGAUGCAUCGUGGUUGGUCGGUAGUGUUAUCAAUGCCUAAUAGAGAAUAUAAUGAUGUUAUUGGUAAUGAUGUCUUAGGUGAUGUGAGAAUUGAGUGUGAGCCAUUUACUAGAGGGAUGCCAAAUGUUGACACAUUUGAUGAAGUGGUGGGUGAGUUAGGGAGUCAAAAUAUUCGAGAUGGGUGUGAAGAUAUAUGGAUUGAAUGA
Messenger RNA from Prunus armeniaca (apricot), 576 nucleotides. The record is from the annotation of a GenBank genome assembly. NCBI's taxonomy places the organism in Eukaryota, Viridiplantae, Streptophyta, Magnoliopsida, Rosales, Rosaceae.